Molecule: messenger RNA, 4856 nt
Organism: Ficedula albicollis (Collared flycatcher)
Lineage: Eukaryota; Metazoa; Chordata; Aves; Passeriformes; Muscicapidae
Gene: ZCCHC2
Product: zinc finger CCHC-type containing 2
Exons: 14
Coding region: 69-3293 (1074 amino acids)
Molecular function (GO): nucleic acid binding; phosphatidylinositol binding; zinc ion binding
Source: RefSeq, a predicted model, not a curated record
GCACCGACAAGGAGACGGUGUACGAGUGGUUCGGGCUGGUGCUGGGCUCGGCGCAGCGCCUGGAGUUCAUGGUGGGGCUGCUGGACCUGUGCAACCCGCUGGAGCUGCGAUUCCUGGGCUCCUGCCUGGAGGACCUGGCCCGCAAGGACUACCACUGCCUCCGCGACUCGGAGGCCAAGGCCAACGGGCUCAGCGACCCCGGGCAGCUCGGCGACUUCCGCGACCCCGCCGUGCGCUCCAAGCUCAUCGUCUACCUGGCCCUGCUGGGCUCCGAGAACCGCGAGGCCGCCGGCCGCCUGCACCGCCUCCCCCCCCCCCCCCCCCCCCCCCCCCCCCCCCCCCCCCCCCCCCCCCCCCCCCCCCCCCCCCCCCCCCCCCCCCCCCCCCCCCCCCCCCCCCCGGCCGAGGAGGAGGAAGAGGAGGAGGAGGAGGAGGGGGACGUGGUGGUGGUGAUGGACGGCGCCGCGGAGAACGGGCAGGCCGAGCUCCCGGCCGCCCAGGGCCUGGGCUGCGGCGCGCAGGAGGAGCUGCUGCUGCUCUUCACCAUGGCCUCGCUGCACCCGGCCUUCUCCUUCCACCAGCGGGUCACCCUGCGGGAGCACCUGGAGCGGCUGCGGAGGGCCCUGUGCGGGGACCAGGAGGAGGAGGAGGAGGGCUUCGGCCGCCACCCAGCCCAGAAUGACUUUUCCCGUGGUGACUGCAUGUCAAGUAAUGAGACCAGUUUGCUAGAACGAGCCACAGCACCUCGUGAUGGACUCCCGAUGGCUUCCCAUAGGCCUCAGCGAGAGGCUGUACACAUUGAGAAGAUAACCCUGAAAGACGUAUCAAGAAAAAGGGCUGACAAACAUUUGGAGUACACAUUCAAAGUAACCUGGUCUGAUUUUUCAGUAACGUGUGUAACAAAAACACAUCAGGAGCUUCAGGAAUUCCUGCUAAAACUCCCAAAGGAACUGUCUUCUGAAGCAUUUGACAAGACUAUUUUAAGAGCACUAAAUCAGGGUUUUCAGAAGAGGGAAGAACGAAGGCAUGCUGAUCUUGAGCCCAUAAUCAGGCAGCUAUUUUCAAAUACAUCACAAGCUUUUCUGCAGAAUCAGAGAGUAUACAACUUCUUCCAAUCAAUUUCAUCAGAAUCUUUGCACACUCACAGUAACUUACAACCCUCUUUGAAGACGGUUAAGACAGCAGAACACUUCAAGGAGGACAGUUCAGAAGCUUCAAGUCAGGAGGAAGAUGUAAUGCAACACACAGCAGUUCACAAGAAACAUAAUGGAAAAAGUCCUGUUGCCAACAGCACUAGCAGUGCAAAAUGUUCUUCACUGGAUAGCCUUAACAUACAGCACUCAGAACAGAAUGGGGUAAUGGACUGGAGAAGGAAAAGCUGUAUUGUCCAGCAGCACCCAGAGCACUGUACUAACCUACUUGACCAGCACACAGUGGAAAAACGAAGUCUGUCUACAGUAAGCAAGAAGAAAGGAAAGCCACAGCUGGAAAAGGAGAAAGCAAAGAAAACUGACUGCAGGUUGACUAACAGGAGCAAUGGAGUUCGAGUUGCAGCAUCACAGCACAUCCGUACUGGGACAGCAAAAGAUCUGAAUUUGGAUGCUGGAUCUGGUCAUGAUACGUGUGGAGAAACAUCAUCUGAAAGUUACAGCUCUCCUUCUAGUCCACAACAUGAUGGACGGGAAAGCUUUGAUAGUGAAGAAGAAAAAGACAGAGAUACAGACAGCAAUUCUGAGGACUCUGGGAAUCAAAAUACAACCAGGUUUUCAGGCUACAGUGCUGUCAGUUCAUCAAAUAUGAGCAAAUCAUCUGCUCAGAUCUCUUCAGUGAAUAAUGAAAAUGGGAGCCUUUCAGAAGAUCCUUUGAAUGCAAAGUUUCAGCAUAUUUCCUUCAUGCCUGCCUUACACUGUGUGAUGCACAGCGCUGCCCAGAAACCUGAAGCAGUUGUCCCACCACCCAUAUCUGCAGAUGGUAAAACCAUGGGAAUGCUGGUUAGCACACCUGUCGCUGUCUCGCCAGUGAGAGAGUCUGCAAAUUCCCCUCCUGCGGGAAUGGGCCCAGUGACCUCUGGUGAACCUGAGAAACGCCUUGAGCUCAUGGCUUCCCCUUUGCCAGUCCCAUCCUCCUUCCUUCCACAUUCUGUCCAGCCUGGUAGCCCUGCUUUGCAUUUGGCGAUACAUAGGUUGAAAAUCCCCUCUCCACAGGGAUCAUCAGAAAGUUGCACAGUUAAUGGACCACAGCAGCCAACAGGAAACUUAAGUAUUGGAUCACCAAAUACUGCCUUUAUCCCAGUCCACAAUCCAGGUAGUUUCCCAGGAUCCCCAGUUCCUACUACAGAUCCCAUCACAAAACCUGCAUCCCAGGUGGUAGGACUGAAUCAAAUGGUGCCUCACAUUGAGGGAAACCCAGGAGCAAUCCCUCAGCCUACCAAUCUCAAGGUAGUUCUUCCAGCCGCUGGUCUCUCCACAGCAGCACCGCCACCUCCACCAGCUUCGUACGCUUUGCCAGGCAGCCCUCACGCUACCAGUGUGUUGCCCAACCAGAAUACAAACGUGCUGAGCACUGGAGCGACUUCCUCACCGCCUCAGUCCGCUGGCCUCGGCGUUGGUCAGGUCCAGUCCACUGUUCCUCCUGCAAUCCCGACACACACGCCAGGCCCUGCCCCCAGCCCGAGCCCUGCUCUGACACACAGCACUGCACAGAGUGACAGCACAUCCUACAUAAAUGCUGUUGGGAAUAAUAACACUAACGGGACAAUGUUACCUCCACAGCAGCUGGGAUCUGGCCCUUGCGGUUCUUGUGGACGUAGGUGUAGCUGUGGGACCAAUGGCAGCCUUCAGAUUAAUAGCUAUUUUUAUCAUAACCCACUUCAUGGACAAGUCUACAGAGUUCCAUCUUUCUUCACUCUGCCAUCACUCUGCAAUGGCAGCUACCUCAAUCAAGCACAUCAAAGCAAUGGAACACAACUUCCGUUCUUCCUGCCUCAGUCUCCGUAUGCAAACGGGCUUAUGCAUGACCCAGUGAUGGGAAGCCAAGCCAACUAUGGUAUGCAGCAGAUGGCAGGAUUUGGGAGGUUCUAUCCUGUAUAUCCAGCACCUAACGUAGUUGCCAACACAAAUGGGUCAGGACCCAAGAAGAAUGGGAACGUUUCAUGUUACAAUUGUGGUGUAAGUGGACACUAUGCACAGGACUGUAAGCAGUCAUCCAUGGAGGCCAGUCAACAAGGCACUUACAGACUGAGAUACGCACCUCCCCCUCCCCCUUCCAAUGAUACCUUGGAUUCUGCAGACUGAAACAAGUAAACAUUGCCUACUUAAACUGAAGCUUGGGAAACUGGGGGAAGGUGUGUGUGGGAGGGGGAGGUUGGUCUUGUGUUUUGGGACAUUCCCGGUUUUAUAUUCUUUUGGAGUUUUCAAUUGCUUUUGCACCUCUGUUCCGUACAAAAGAAGAAAGCUGAGUCCCUGGUCUCCUCCUGGUUCUACAAGAGGCUUGCGUAAUGCAUGUAAUUCACACACAGCCAAACAAUCAGACAGAGCAUUCGAACCAUGCUUUUGCACUGAAGACUUGAGACAUGUGCAAUGUUUACUGCAGUUUAAAAAAAAAUUCCUCUGACCUCUGACAUCACUGGUGGAGCAGUCAUAUGGUGAAAGAAGAAACUUGGUCAUGUUCCCCACCCCACAAUCUUCUUCCCUCCCUCCCUGUUCUCCUUAUGCUGCUGUUUUCUUUUCUUUUCUUGGUUGUCCACGUGGAUUCGUUGGAUUUGCAUGAGUGUUUAGCAGUUCAUACAGACCCUGCCCGUACUCAAAAUUUAAUGCUCAUGAAUUGAGGGGAGAUGUUCAAACAUCCCAUUAGCAGAGUCCAAAGGAAAACACGAUACUGUAUGUGUACUAUACCUGAUAAUAAUACAGAUACGCAGCUCUCGAGAGGCCCAAACAAAUGAAAAUACAUAGAGCAGGAAGGGGCUGAAACUAUGUGGACUGGAGCAGAUUUAGAAAAAUGAACGAGCUUAAAUUGACAGAUUUUUCUUCCCUUGUAGCUUCUUAGCCUGUAUGUUCAGCAACAAAGGUGAAAAAAAUGGUAUGAAUGUUGUACUCAGUGUGUUUGCAUUUGUAAUGAAAGUUGACAGCAUUCUUUCCUUUUUUAAAGCUAUUCUACAUCGUGUCAACACAGAAUGAACAUUACUUGAUUGAAUAUUUUUUCCUAAACUAUUACAGUGUUGCAUUGUACUUAGAAUGUAAAUGUUUUAUUUCAAACUGAACAAAAAGCUAUGGUUUUCUACGAAAUAGUCAGGUAUUAGUAUUAGAACCUGUCUACCAAAUAGAAAAGUCACUAUUUUAUAACAAUUUACCACUAUGCGUAAUUACGGUAUAAUGUGAAAGACUGAAAUGAGUGUUAAGAUGGUAUUAAACAUGUCAGUAUCAUGAGUAAGUAAGUUUAAUGCUGCUGUAUUUUUUAUUUUAUUUUUAAAAGCCAAUAUAUGUACUAAAUUGCUUCCAGGUAAUAUUUGAUUUCCUAAAGUGCACUGAGGUUAUCUGGAAGACGAGUGUGUUUUUUGACUGCUGCAUUCAACACCGAUGAACAACUACCACUGUAUAUCCAUAGGGUUUGGCAUUCCUCACAGUUCAUGGCAGAAAUGUUUUUUUUUCUUAAAAUCAGACCCAGUGUCCGGUAGAGGGAUGAAAUAAAAAUCAGUCUUUGGUUCAGCCGUCUAAUAAAUUGCUAAACAAACAAAAAACUUGAAGAAAAAAAAAAAAGCUUGAUUACUACAUUUCUUCAUAGAUAGCAUUUAUAUUUAUAGCACCAGUGUACAUUUUGAAACUUUUUUCUUGGAGGGGGGGGAAGGGGAGGGAGGUAGA